GAAAAAUUCGAUGUAUCGUUUGCAUCCCUAGUUGUCAGUUGUCUUUGUCUGGUUGUAUGAUUGUCUUUUUCUUGGCAGUGAAUUUUAUUCAGAAUAUUUCAAUUACAAAGAAAUAAAUAAUAGAAAGAAAGUUGAAGUUCCUAUUGCAGAGGAUAUAUUAUUCUCACAGAUUGUAAAUGGACAUCUAGUAAAAUGUAUAAAAUACUGGAAUUUCAAUCACUAGUGCUGGCAGCUGGAAGAGGUUCCCGCUUACCAGAUGUCGGAGGAGCUGUUUCAAAGUGCCUCCUGCCAGUUGGACCAUAUCCUGUGUUAUGGUAUACAUUAAAUAUGUUGGAGAAGAUGGGGUUUCAAGAAACAUUUGUGGUUGUUUUAAGUGAUGAUCAAUCUGCUAUUACAAAUGCUCUAGAAAAGUGCCCCUUGAAAAUUAAGUAUAUUUUAAUCCCUAUCCCAUCAGAAGAAGAUUGGGGUACAGCAGAUUCUAUGAAACACAUUAGUAAUAGAAUUUUGAAAACAACAACUGAUUUAUUAAUUGUUUCGGGCGAUUUGAUCACAAAUAUUAAUUUAAAUGAUGUCCUUAAUCUACAUAGGAAAUAUGAUGCAAGUCUGACCACUUUAUUUUUUAAUAAUGGCCCUGAAGAAUGGAUAGAACUUCCUGGCUUAAAAUCUAAAACGAAGCCAGAUAGAGAUUUGGUUUGUAUCGAUAAGGAUACCCAACGACUGGUGUUUUUAGCUAGUGCAAGUGAUUUUGAAGAAAAUGUGACUUUACCUAGAAUUGUGAUUAAAAAAUUUGAGUCUGUUAGCUUGUACAGUAGAUUGUUAGAUGCCCAUGUUUAUGUCAUGAAGAAAUGGAUUAUGAACUACCUUGUUGAAUCAGAAAAAUUUACUUCUAUUAAAGGAGAAUUAAUACCUUACAUUGUAAAAAAGCAGUUAUCUAAACCUAAAAAUGUGAGUGAUAAGAAAGGAUUGUCAGAGAAAAAUGUAGAUAUAUCAGUUGAUAUUUUUGAUUAUGCUGUUGAGAAUGGCUUUGAGUCUAAAAUCAGGGAGAUGUCUUCAUACAAUGAUAAUGGAAGCAAAGGUGUUAAUUAUAAUGACUUAUUGAGGUGCUAUGCCCAUAUUCCAAAUAAAAGUACAUUUGGCAUGAGAAUUAAUACACUCUCAACAUUUUAUCUGUGUAACAACAAGAUACUCUCAAAAUGGGAAGAGGUGACAGGAUCAUCCCUUACAGAAAGAUUUCACUCAACCAGUGAGGUGAAGACUAAACAAAUAGAUGAAAAUAGCACAGUGGGUGAAAAGAGUAUUGUAAAUGAAAAGACAUCUAUAAAAAGCUCAUUUAUUGGAGCAAAUUGUGUUAUAGAGAACAAAGUCAGGUUGACUAACUGUAUAUUGAUGAACAAUGUAACUAUUAAAGAAGGUUGCGUCCUACAAGACUGUAUCAUCUACACAGGCGCUACGGUAGAUACCAGUUGCUCUAUGCAGUAUUGCCUCGUUGGACCACACCAUAUGGUGCCUCCAUCUACAUCCAGCAAUCACCAAUUGCACGCAGAGACUACUGAAAAUAUGAUCACACUUGGAUGAUUUCCAAUUUUGAUAUAUGACAAUAUAUUUAUUAUACUGUAA
Messenger RNA from Galleria mellonella (greater wax moth), 1617 nucleotides. It is a transcript of the gene eIF2Bgamma, whose product is annotated as translation initiation factor eIF-2B subunit gamma. Lineage: Eukaryota; Metazoa; Arthropoda; Insecta; Lepidoptera; Pyralidae. The transcript is spliced from 5 exons. Gene Ontology annotation, cellular component: guanyl-nucleotide exchange factor complex; eukaryotic translation initiation factor 2B complex. Bases 193 to 1575 code for a protein of 460 amino acids. The record is from RefSeq and is a predicted model, not a curated record. Gene Ontology annotation, molecular function: guanyl-nucleotide exchange factor activity; translation initiation factor activity. Gene Ontology annotation, biological process: biosynthetic process; cytoplasmic translational initiation.